UGAAUAACCGUUGGUAAACAGCUCAAUAUCAAACCAAACGAUCUCUGCAAUUCUACAUUUUCUCCUUCACUCUGUCUUUUUAUCUUUUUUGCCUCUCUUUUACAAUUUACUUUGUCACUUUGACAAAACCACAUUGUCUCUUGUAUACUGUUGUCUACCAAAUGAUUGUUCAACAUAUUCAUUUCAAUCACUUUCGUCAGCUAAUCGUCAGUUGAAAAAUAUAAACAUCAUCUUGUUUCAUUAAUGUUUAUAAGGAUUGUUAACUUGAUUCGGGCUUCAUUCUGUUACCCAUAAUCUUGUGAAUUUGCCAAACCUUAACAUUUCUUCAACCAUUGUGAUCCAGAAGGUGUUUCCAUUAUAGACAACCUAAAAUUGUUGUUUACUCGUCUAUCGGUGUAUUUGGUCCUCUUUCGGAUGUCAGAUCGGAUCAAAAAGCUAGCAAACGCUUAAGGAGUUUCACUGUUAACACCAACAUUAAGAGUAACAGUUAUCAUUUAGUCAUCACCAACAGAAAGGCAACACCAUAAAUUAUAAUCUCUUUUCCUCGUCAGUCUUUACUUUCUUCUGACAGUCUAUCUGCAAUCAUCACCAACCACUCAAAUACUCAAACCUCACCAAGCUGUUUUUUGUAAAGAUGAUCUGAAACUGAAAUAUCAUUAACGCUAUUAUCAUUCACAUUUAAAGGCGGUUUGAAUCUUUCACAGCAAUCACAAUCAACAUCUCCACUCUCAGCAUCAUCAUUAUCACCAACACUCGUUUACUUUCCUUAUAUUUGUCUCUCACUCUCACUCACUCACUUUGUACUAAUAUUUCAUCGGAAAUCAAACUGUGUUUCUCCUCGUAAUUGUAUUGUUUAAAUCAAUACUGUCCAAGUAACCUAAAGAAAGAUUUAAUUGCCAAAUCCACCAUUAAAACUCGCACCAAGUCAAUUGAUCAUUAAACUUCAAGCAUCAAGUACUACCUUGCCCUUGACUACUGACUACCACUUCUCUACCUCAAGAUACACAACAAGUACACUUCCACCGAUUUCCCUCUCAUUGUUACUGGGAUCUCUUCUUUGUCCAAUGAUGAUAAAAAUGUUCAACUCAUUCAUACUCCAUUUAUAUACAUCAUUUAGGCCUCAGUCUGUGUAGUUUUUUAUACAUCACCAAUAGUCGGUAGUACAGCUGCAUGGCUGGUAUGGAAUACAUCUCGAAGGAAUUGUCAACUAUAAACAUCUGAAUCCGUCCUUACCAUCAUAAAGCCUAUGGUCAAACACCAAUAAUCCCUUUGAAGCCGUUCAGCACUUCAAUAAAUAACCGUUCAGCACCGGGAAUAGGUGAUUUUUGCAUCAACAGUUUGACCGAUGUCGACCGAAGCAUCUAUAAAUCUCCCUGAGGACAAUUCUGCAACCUCUGAAACUCGGAUUGAGUUGAGCUCAGAAGUAUCCACGCCAACCUCAUCUACAACCCUUCAAGCUCUUUCAGAGAGAGAAAUUAAACAAUGUUGGGUAUGUCUCCAGACUGAGGAUGAAAAAGGUGCUGAUAAUGAUUGGGUCCGACCAUGCCGGUGUAGAGGUUCCUCAAAAUAUGUACACCAGUCUUGUAUUCAAAUGUGGAUUGACGAAAAAAAGAAAUUCAAUUCAAAUGCUAAAGUAGUUUGUCCUCAGUGCCAAACUGAGUAUAUCUUAAUUUUUCCUCCUUUCAGUGGGUUUGUUUUAAUUUUGGAACGUUAUGAUGGAUUUUUGCUACAUGCAGCUCCAUAUGCUUUUGGUACCAUGUUACUUGGUUCCGUAUACUGGGUUGCCUUAUCAUACGGGGCUAUUACCGUUCUGCAGGUCAUGGGACUCCAAGAAGGAAAAACAACAUUAGAACAAGCAGACCCUUUCACGUUAUUAGCUUUUUUGCCAAGCAUACCUUUAUUUUUGGUGUUAGGUCGUUUCAUUAGCUGGCAAGAUCAAGUUCUUAAGAUUUGGCGUAGACAUCAUCGCCACAUUCCUUUUCUUAGUCGUAUUUUGGGCUCACCACCUCCUGGAACAGUUGUAAGAGCUGAACGUAUGCUUAACCAUCGUGAUCUUUUCUCUCACCCUUUAUAUUGGUACCGACAAGUUAGUGGAGCUUUACUCCUUCCUACUGUUUCCUCUUUCAUUGGUAAAUAUUUAUUCCCCGGAAUUGCAUCAAAUUUACAGCGCACAAUGCUCGGUGGCUUAACCUUCGUAGUCGCCAAGGGACUUCUCAAAAUUUAUCUACGACAACAGAGAUACAUCCAACAAUCUAAUCGAAGUAUCCUCGAUUAUUUUGAAAACUCUUCUUCGGCAACAAUAAUCAACAACUCAACCCAAACUGAAGUCAAUGAUGAUAAUUUGUAUUGAGGAAAAAUUUUGCGCGAUUUUGUAAAUUUCUGAAAAUAAAGGAAAAUAAAUCAAUCUAUCUUCCUUCACAAGCUCA
This is a messenger RNA of Tetranychus urticae (two-spotted spider mite), 2426 nucleotides long. The record is from RefSeq and is a predicted model, not a curated record. Lineage: Eukaryota; Metazoa; Arthropoda; Arachnida; Trombidiformes; Tetranychidae.